AUUUUUUUUGGCCUACCCUUUAUCAUUUGCAGCUUGCUUCUCUCUCUCUCUCUCUCUCUCUCUCUCUCUCUCUCCACCAUUGACUCUCUCUCGCUCUGGAAUCAUCCUUUAUUUCUGUGACUGUGCACUUUCAGAGAAGAGAGAGAGAGGAAAAAAGGUUGUGGCUUGAAGCUGAAUCAAUACCAUCACCAUAUAUACAAUACAACCACACUAUUCUUUUUUUCGUUCUUUUCUAUUUCUCUUCAUUGUAUUUUUAUAUAUUUCCAAAGAAAGUCUGUUUUUUUUUUCGGACUCCGAUUUGCCGCUGGAGAGAGUAAUCUCUCUUAUGGACUGGAUCUCUGAGAACCGAGCUGCACUGAGUUGAACCUGUUGCUUAUUUAUUCACUCCUCUCUCUCUUCAAUCGAUCUGUGAAAUCCAAAGAUUGUAGCGUCUGUGUUUCGACAAUAUGAAUACCGGUGGUCGGUUAAUCGCUGGUUCUCACAACAGGAACGAGUUUGUUCUGAUUAAUGCCGAUGAGAAUGCCAGAAUAAGAUCAGUGCAAGAGCUGAGUGGACAGACAUGUCAAAUCUGCAGAGACGAGAUUGAAUUGACCGUCGAUGGAGAACCAUUUGUGGCGUGUAACGAAUGUGCAUUCCCUGUGUGUAGACCUUGCUAUGAGUACGAAAGACGAGAAGGCAAUCAAGCCUGUCCACAAUGCAAAACCCGUUACAAACGGAUUAAAGGAAGUCCAAGGGUUGAAAAUGAUGAAGAGGAAGAUGACAUUGAUGAUUUAGACAAUGAGUUUGAUUACGGGAACAAUGGGAUUGGAUUUGAUCAGGUUUCUGAAGGUAUGUCAAUCUCUCGUCGCAACUCCGGUUUCCCACAAUCUGAUUUGGAUUCAGCUCCACCUGGCUCUCAGAUUCCACUGCUGACUUAUGGCGACGAGGACAUUGAGAUUUCUUCUGAUAGACAUGCUCUUAUUGUUCCUCCUUCACUUGGUGGUCAUGGCAAUAAAGUUCACCCGGUUUCUCUCUCUGACCCAACCAUUGCUGCACAUCCAAGACCUAUGGUUCCUCAGAAAGAUCUUGCGGUUUACGGUUAUGGAAGUGUCGCUUGGAAAGAUCGGAUGGAGGAAUGGAAAAGAAAGCAGAAUGAGAAACUUCAGGUCGUUAAACAUGAAGGAGAUCCUGAUUUUGAAGAUGGCGAUGAUGCCGAUUUUCCAAUGAUGGAUGAGGGAAGGCAGCCAUUGUCUAGGAAGAUACCAAUCAAAUCGAGCAAGAUAAAUCCAUACCGGAUGUUAAUUGUUCUACGUCUUGUGAUUCUUGGUCUCUUCUUUCACUACCGUAUUCUUCACCCGGUCAAAGAUGCGUAUGCGUUGUGGCUUAUAUCCGUGAUUUGUGAGAUAUGGUUUGCGGUCUCAUGGGUUCUUGAUCAGUUCCCUAAGUGGUACCCAAUCGAGCGAGAAACAUACUUGGACCGACUCUCAUUAAGAUAUGAGAAAGAAGGGAAACCAUCGGAACUAUCGGCUGUGGAUGUAUUUGUCAGUACAGUGGAUCCGUUAAAAGAGCCUCCGCUUAUUACAGCAAACACUGUCUUGUCUAUUCUUGCGGUUGAUUAUCCAGUUGAUAGGGUUGCUUGUUAUGUGUCUGAUGAUGGUGCUGCUAUGCUUACUUUUGAAGCUCUUUCCGAGACUGCGGAAUUCGCAAGGAAAUGGGUUCCUUUCUGUAAGAAAUAUUGUAUCGAGCCCCGUGCUCCUGAAUGGUAUUUCUGCCACAAAAUGGACUACCUGAAGAAUAAAGUCCAUCCCGCAUUUGUCAGGGAACGGCGAGCCAUGAAGAGAGAUUAUGAAGAGUUCAAAGUAAAGAUCAAUGCGUUAGUUGCGACGGCACAGAAAGUGCCUGAGGAUGGUUGGACGAUGCAAGACGGUACACCUUGGCCCGGUAAUAGUGUGCGAGAUCAUCCCGGCAUGAUCCAGGUUUUCCUUGGAAGUGACGGUGUUCGUGAUGUUGAAAACAACGAGUUGCCUCGGUUAGUUUAUGUCUCUCGUGAGAAGAGACCCGGAUUUGAUCACCAUAAGAAGGCUGGAGCUAUGAAUUCACUGAUACGAGUCUCGGGGGUUCUGUCAAAUGCUCCUUAUCUUCUGAACGUCGAUUGUGAUCACUACAUCAACAAUAGCAAAGCUCUUAGAGAAGCAAUGUGUUUCAUGAUGGAUCCUCAGUCAGGAAAGAAAAUCUGUUAUGUUCAGUUCCCUCAAAGAUUCGAUGGGAUUGAUCGGCACGAUCGAUACUCAAAUCGCAAUGUUGUGUUCUUCGAUAUCAAUAUGAAGGGUUUGGAUGGGUUACAAGGGCCAAUAUACGUUGGGACAGGUUGUGUUUUCAGGAGGCAAGCACUUUACGGAUUCGAUGCACCGAAGAAGAAGAAGGCUCCGCGUAAGACAUGCAAUUGCUGGCCAAAAUGGUGUUUCCUUUGCUGUGGUUCAAGAAAGAACCGUAAAGCAAAGACAGUGGCUGCGGAUAAGAAGAAGAAGAAUAGGGAAGCGUCGAAGCAGAUCCACGCGCUAGAAAAUAUCGAAGAGGGUCGCAUCACUAAAGGCUCUAAUAAUGUGGAACAAUCAACGGAGGCGAUGCAAUUGAAGUUGGAGAAGAAGUUUGGGCAGUCUCCUGUUUUUGUUGCAUCUGCUCGUAUGGAGAACGGUGGGAUGGCCAGAAACGCAAGCCCGGCUUGUCUUCUUAAAGAAGCUAUCCAAGUCAUUAGCUGCGGAUAUGAAGAUAAAACCGAAUGGGGAAAAGAGAUUGGGUGGAUCUACGGUUCUGUGACGAGGAUAUUCUUACGGGUUUCAAGAUGCAUUCUCAUGGUGGAGAGAUCUUGUCUUCGGUGGGCGCUUGGUUCUGUUGAGAUUUUCUUGAGUAGGCAUUGUCCUAUCUGGUAUGGUUAUGGAGGUGGUUUGAAAUGGCUUGAGUUGUCCUACAUUAACUCCGUGGUUUACCCUUGGACCUCUCUCCCGCUCAUUGUCUACUGUUCACUCCCCGCCAUUUGUCUUCUCACUGGAAAAUUCAUCGUUCCCGAGAUAAGCAACUAUGCGAGUAUCCUCUUCAUGGCGCUCUUCUCGUCGAUUGCGGUAACGGGUAUUCUGGAGAUGCAAUGGGGAAAAGUUGGGAUCGAUGAUUGGUGGAGAAAUGAACAGUUUUGGGUCAUCGGAGGCGUUUCUGCGCAUCUGUUUGCUCUGUUCCAAGGUCUUCUCAAGGUUCUUGCUGGUGUGGACACAAACUUCACGGUCACGUCAAAAGCAGCUGAUGACGGCGAAUUCUCAGACCUUUACCUCUUCAAAUGGACUUCACUUCUCAUCCCUCCGACCACUCUUCUCAUCAUAAACGUCAUCGGAGUCAUAGUCGGAAUCUCUGAUGCUAUAAGCAAUGGAUAUGACUCUUGGGGACCGCUUUUCGGAAGACUCUUCUUCGCGCUUUGGGUCAUCAUCCAUCUUUACCCUUUCCUUAAAGGUUUGCUUGGGAAACAAGAUAGGAUGCCGACCAUUAUUGUCGUCUGGUCGAUCCUCCUCGCCUCGAUUCUUACACUUCUUUGGGUUCGUGUUAAUCCAUUUGUGGCCAAAGGUGGUCCUAUUCUCGAGAUCUGCGGUUUAGACUGCCUGUGAAUUUGACUGAUCGAUGGAUCGGUUGCUGAAAAAUGGUUUGAUUCCCACGGAUCAAGAGAGAGGUAAUAGAGAGAUGAUUAUUUACCUCUUUAAGACUCCUUCAUUGUGUUCAUUAGAUGAUGAAAAAGAAAAGAAGAAAAAUACGAUUUAAUUUUGUUACGAGAUUUUUAUUUUUGCAAGAAUGUGUUGUAGAUAUAGAUGAAGAAGAAGAAGGUUGUUGUCUAUUUGUUUUGUUCUUUGGUGGUGAGAGAAAAGAUUUGUCAAAUUAUUCUUUAAUUGAAUAUUUUCUAAUCUCUUUUGAAUAUUACAGAAGAGGCGUUUCAAUUUGUAAUCUUUUACGAUAAGAACUUGACUUAUUUUCAUUUUUUUUAAAA
Molecule: messenger RNA, 4003 nt
Organism: Eutrema salsugineum
Lineage: Eukaryota; Viridiplantae; Streptophyta; Magnoliopsida; Brassicales; Brassicaceae
Product: cellulose synthase A catalytic subunit 6 [UDP-forming]
Biological process (GO): cellulose biosynthetic process; plant-type primary cell wall biogenesis
Cellular component (GO): plasma membrane; trans-Golgi network
Molecular function (GO): cellulose synthase (UDP-forming) activity
Source: RefSeq, a predicted model, not a curated record